CUCGAAUAUCAGCCAGGGAAGCAGCACCACUGAACAGGAUCACAGGAGUACUGUGGAAUCAAAAGACCCAAGAUGAUUAGAAAAUCAAAAGCGACAGACGGGACAGCCGCUGGCCAAGUUGGGAUCAAGAAAAAAUCUAAGGUCCCAGGAGUGAUGAUUACACAGUUUAUCGAGACGCUGCCAGAGGGAAAGAGCCAUCCAGACUUCACCCGCAAGCCAAUUGCUUUGACCAUCCAAGAGGGGAAAUUUGCUUUCUUUAAAGCUAUUGUCAUUGGAGACCCAACACCAACUGUAACAUGGAGCAGAAAUAACGGAGAUGUGUCUGAUACUUCCCGGUACCAGAGUAAAUACGAUUCCCCUUCCAAUGAGCAUACAUUUGAGAUGCCAAAUGUUGCCCCAGAUCAAGCAGAUACCUACAAAUGCUUCGCCACAAAUGAAUAUGGACAAGCCAUGGUCACAGUUGUUUUAAAUGUGAUUGAAGUGGGUUUUAAAAAAAACAAAGCCCAAAAGCAAGCAGCUGAUGCAAUAGAAGGGGAUUUUAAGACUGUUCUAAAAAGGAAAAGCAAGGUUCAUCCCAAAUCUGAGCAACCUGAGAAAAAAGAGGGAGAAAUGGAUCCAAAAUUUUGGGAGCUUUUACUUAGCGCUGACAAGAAAGAUUAUGAGAGAAUCUGUGCAGAGUUUGGGGUAACUGACUAUCGUUGGAUGCUCAAGAAAUUAAACGAAAUGAAGAAAGAAAGGGAGGAAGAACAAGCACAGUUCGUCAAAAGCCUCUCUAAUCUGAGACCUAUUCAGGUCAAUGCAGAUGGCACUGCAUCCUUUGAGAUAGACAUGGACCUCAUUGAACAAAGCAGCUCUAUAUUCCUGUACAAGGAUGGUGAAAUGAUCCCUUACACAAAAGAACUGGGUGAUAAGCUCAAGCACAGCCUUAAGAAAAUUGGAAAAAAGUACAUUUUCAGCAUGAGAGACCUAAUGCCAGAGGAUGCCGGGCUGUACCAGUUGGAUGUCGAGGAUGUCAAUAUGUUUUCCACUGAUUUUAAAAUCCCCAUGGUGGAUUUCUUGGUGAAGAUUCAGGAAGUAAAGGCAAAAGAGAGAGAAGAUGCCAUAUUUGAGUGUGUCUUGUCAAACCCCUUUGCCAAGAUUUUGUGGUUUGGCAAAAAUAUGCCACUGGAACAGGGAGAUAAAUAUGACAUUGAGGUUUCAGAAGACAAGCUCAUUCACAGGCUGCUGGUUAAAGACUGCAUGGUGGCAGAUAAAGGAAUUUAUUGUGCCUGUGCAGGGAUAAAAUCUUGCAGUGCUUGGCUUGUCAUUGAAGCUGAUAAAGAUGCACAAAAGGGUAAAAAGACAGCAAGGAAAACAACAAGGGCAGGGGGAUCUGGGCAGGAUUUACAGAAAAUUGCCAAAGAGCAACAAGCAAAACUAGAAAAGGAGAAAGAGGAAAGAAAAGAGCAAAUGAAAGCUUCUGAAGAGGCUGCACCUCCACCUGCUGCACCCACUGACACUCCAGUUGUGGCUGGAUCUGCAGCUUCCAAACCAAGAGUGGUAAAUGAACCAACAAUGACAGGUUCACAUCCACCAGUUGUGGAGGCAACAACCACUGGAAAAUCAGCUGAAUUGCAAGUGAAGAUGAACAUUGACAGUGAUGGCACCUGGUUCAAAGAUGGAAAGCAAUUAAACUCAGGUGCUGGGAUCACCAUAACCAAAGAUGGAAAUUCUCAUGAGCUAAGAAUUAAAAGCUGCAGUGAUGACAGCUCUGGAAUUUAUCAGUUUACAUCAGGGGAACACAGCACACAAGGGAAGGUUACAGUUGGAGAUGUACCUGAGUUUGAUCCAGAUGACCUUCACAAGUUCUCUAAACCUGUGAUAGUAAGAGCGGGACAAAAUGCUGCUUUCAAGAUGCCCUUUCCUCCUCAGGAGUCUUUGGAGGUCAACUGGUUCAAGGAUGGCACUGAGCUGAAAGAUGGAGGAGGAGUUAAGAUUGUGAGGGAGCGCAAUCACAGCCGCCUGUUGUUCAGAGACUGCCUGCGGAUAGACACAGGGGAAAUAAAGAUCCAGCUGAAAAACCCAUUUGGAGCCAUAGAGGCCACAUCUAAGCUUAUUGUGCUUGAUCGACCCGGUCCACCAGAGGGUCCAGUGAAGACUGUUGAAACUACCUCAUCAAUAAUUGAGAUUAAAUGGAACCCUCCCAAAGACGACGGCGGCUCUGCUGUAACCAACUACAUUAUAGAACGGCAGCAGACAGGACAGAGUCUGUGGACAAAACUUGGAGAUGUCUCAGCGGACAAGACCUCCUUCAGGGACAGGAAUGUGACACAUGGAAAGAAAUACAACUAUCGCAUCUAUGCAGAAAACCCUGAGGGUAUUAGUGAUGCCCUGGAGACAGCUGAAAGCAUAAUGGCUGGCAUAAUGAUACUCGCCGGCCCUCCUGGUGCUCCUAAAGUGGUAAGUGCCUCAAAAACCUGUAUCAACUUGACCUGGACCCCUCCAGAGGAUGAUAAAGGAGUGCCGAUCAUUGGGUACCAAGUAGAGAAACAGAAGAAGGACACAAAUCAGUGGAUUCCCCUAAAUGCAGUUAAUGAACCUAUUGAAGACAUAAAGUACGCAGUCAAAGAUAUCACUGAGGGUUCAGAGUACGAGUUCAGGGUUACAGCAAUCAAUGAGUCAGGAUCUGGAGAUCCAAGCCCUCCAUCUGCGAUGGUGUGUGCAAAGAAUCCCAACAUGAGACCUUGUUUUAAGGAUCCAGAGGACUUCAUUGUUGUCAGAGCAGGAAAUUCUGCUCGUAUCAAAAUUUGCUUUGAGGCUGAACCUCCACCUCAGAUCACUUGGCUGAAGGAUGACGAGAAAAUAUCUGCGUGGAUUAAUAUCAUAAAUACAGAGGGAACAUCUCAGCUUGUUAUUCCCAAUUCAAAGCGCUCGGAUUCAGCCAUCUACACUAUUAAAGCCAAAAACUCUGUGGGUGAGGCUUCAUUUGACAUUGACCUUAGAGUCACAGAUGAACCCAAGGUUCCAGGGCCUGUGGAACUAGAGCAAACAGUACAUGGAAAGCUAGUGAUAUCAUGGGCUCCCUCACCAGACCAGGAGCUUGAUGACCGCCUGUACUACAUGGUUUCUCAACAUGACUCCCUCAACAGAGUUUGGAAAACUAUAGCAGACCGUCUAUUCACUAACACAUACACAGCUAGCAACAUCCUUCCUGGGACAGAGUAUCAUUUUCGAAUCUAUGCCAAGAAUGAUAUGGGACUGUCCGAUCCAUCUCCGUCACCUACAUGGGGCACCAACAUCAAUAAAGUUCCAGUAACUUCAAAUGGAAUUAUUUCCACAGAGGUCUCCUUUGAGAGACCUCCAUCUAUCUUGGUCCCUCUGAAAGUCCACACACCACCUAAAGGUUACCAACUCUUUAUGACAUGUGCCGUUAGAGGAUAUCCCGCCCCAACUGUAUCCUGGUACCUGAAUGACAUCUGCAUCAACUCAGACAAUAAUUACUACAUCACCAACUCUUUUGGUGUCUGCUCCCUGUAUAUUCUCCGAGUUCGGCCAAAGGACAGUGGGGAAUAUAAGGUAGUCGCAGUUAACUCUUUUGGCAAGGCAGAGUGUUCCGCUAAAAUUUUUGUCAGAGAUUAAUUGGCAACAAACCUUUGUGGAGCUUUUCUUCUUACUGAGAUCCUGUGGAAAAUACAGAAAUAAAAUGAAUUUUUUGGUUUGCUAUAUAACAGAAAUAGUAUACUUUCAAUACAAAGUGUGGGAAGAAAAAAAAAGAGCUUUAAUGCAAACUCAUUUGAUGUGUCUGAAGUGCAAUAUCUACAAUUGUUACCCUGUCACUGGUAAUAAUAACUAUUAAAAUGAGUGAAGUGGCAAUCUUCAGUAUAAAAACAUCUGUCAAAUUGUA
Molecule: messenger RNA, 3883 nt
Organism: Maylandia zebra (zebra mbuna)
Lineage: Eukaryota; Metazoa; Chordata; Actinopteri; Cichliformes; Cichlidae
Gene: igfn1.4
Product: immunoglobulin like and fibronectin type III domain containing 1, tandem duplicate 4
Molecular function (GO): protein binding
Source: RefSeq, a predicted model, not a curated record